Molecule: messenger RNA, 2743 nt
Organism: Mus caroli (Ryukyu mouse)
Lineage: Eukaryota; Metazoa; Chordata; Mammalia; Rodentia; Muridae
Biological process (GO): regulation of transcription by RNA polymerase II
Cellular component (GO): nucleus
Molecular function (GO): RNA polymerase II cis-regulatory region sequence-specific DNA binding; DNA-binding transcription activator activity, RNA polymerase II-specific
Source: RefSeq, a predicted model, not a curated record
GCUGUCCGGACACCGGGCUGUCCUGCCGCGGUUUGUGCUGCCUGAUGGCUGCAGUGACAACAUGGUAUGUGGUAUGUGGUGCUUUCUGUGCACGGCCCAAGCCGACUGUUCACCUAACCUCAAUGUUAAAGUGACACCAAGGACAGUGAUGUUGGUGGAUGGAGGUUGGUCGUCUACCUUAGCAGCAAAGGGUCUGUUAACUUUCAAAGAUGUGGCCAUAGAAUUCUCCCAGGAGGAGUGGGAAUGCCUGGACUCUGCUCAGCGGAUGUUGUAUAGAGAUGUCAUGUUAGAGAUCUACAGCAUCCUGGUCUCUGUGGGCCUUUCAGUAUCAAAAUUAGAGCUACUCACCUGUUUUGAACAAAAUGAAGAACCCUCCAUCACAGGCAUAAAGGAGUUAAAAGGCAUAGAACCAGUCCUGUCUUGCUUUCAUAACAAGGAACUGUUCAAAAUAGAGAGCAAACAAGAAUCCGCCCAGAGAGAAGGACCAGGACAAUUUGGAAGUUCCAGGCUUGGAAAGUUACACGUAAAUCUACCUAAUGACACGGACUGCAAUGUAGAUCAACAUAAGACUGUGUGUGGAAAUCUAGUAGGACAUGAAAGCCAUCAUUGGUUGGGUAUUUCGGAAUACUGCCACAGAUAUCAGGAAGAUAAUAAAGGCCUUACUACAGAUGCUGCACUGCAUAAUAACCACAACAGUCAGUUUGCAGAGAUUGCUUACCAAGGUAACGACUCCUGGAAUACCUAUAAACAAGAUGUAACUCCUCGUGAAGGACAGAGAAGUAAUUGUUUUCUGGAGAAUUGUUACAAUAAUGACAAAUGUACGGAUGUCCCUGGUCAGUGCACACAGUCACCUUUGUACCAGCAGGACUAUAGCCAAGAGAAGCUGUCCACAAGCAGCCAGCAGGAUAAAAUUGCAAAUGAGUCUUCAAAUUGUGGUCAAUGUACUGAAAUUAAGGCUAGAGGAGAAUUUAACAGACAGAGAUAUGAUAAGUACAGCAAAGUCUCUGUUGAAUCACCAAGCAUUGAUAGGGAUAAGGUAAAUGAUAUUCAAAGAAAACCAUGCCUGUUUAUGGGGAGUGAUAAAUCCUUCAAUUUAUAUUUAAAUAUGACUCAAAAUGAUUCAAGCCACACUAGAGAGAAAACUCAAAAAUAUAAAGUAUAUAAACUGGAGAUUACCUCUCCUACGAAACUUGUUGGGCAUCCGAGAUCCUUUGUUCAACAAAAAUACAGGAAAUCUGGGAAAUGCUCCAGGAGUUCUUCAGGCCUCAGUAGACUUAAGAUGCUUCAACUUGGAGGAACGCCAUGCAAAUCUACAGAAUGUGGGAAGUCCUUUUCUCAGUUCUCAGGCUACAGAGAGAAUUAUACAAUCCAUACUGGAGAAAAACCUUAUAAAUGUAAAAUAUGUAAAAGGUCUUUUACUACAGGUUCAUAUCUGCAAGCUCAUCAGAGAAUCCACACUGGUGAGAAACCAUACAGAUGUAAAGAGUGUGGCAAGUCCUUUACUCAUGGCUACUCUCUUCAAAUUCAUCUAAGGCUUCAUACUGGAGAGAAACCUUACAAAUGUACAGACUGUGGCAAGGCUUUUGCCGAGGGCUCAACUCUUAAAUCCCACCACAGAAUCCAUACAGGAGAGAAACCCUACAAAUGUAAAGAAUGUGGAAAGUCCUUUGCCACACGAUCAAAUCUUCAAGGUCAUAGCAGAAUUCAUACUGGAGAUAGACCUUACAAAUGUGCAGAUUGUGGCAAGUCCUUUACCAGCAGAUCCUGUCUUCGAACACAUCACAAAACCCAUACUGGAGAGAAAGCUUAUAAAUGUAAAGAAUGUGGCAGGUCUUUUGCCGAGGGCUCAACUCUUAAAUCCCACCACAGAAUCCAUACUGGAGAAAAACCCUACAAAUGUAAAGAAUGUGAAAAGUCCUUUGCCAAACGAUCAAAUCUUCAAGUUCAUAGCAGAAUUCAUACUGGAGAUAAGCCUUACAAGUGUGCAGAUUGUGGCAAGGCUUUUAUCAGCAGCUCCUGUCUUCGAACACAUCACAGAACCCAUACUGGAGAGAAAUCUUAUAAAUGUAAAGAAUGUGGCAAGUCCUUUACCCAGCACUCCCAUCUACAAACCCACUACAGAAUCCAUACUGGAGAGAAACCUUACAUAUGUACAGAUUGUGGCAAGUCCUUUUCUAAUAGCUAUUCUCUUCAAAGGCAUCACAAAACCCACACAGGAGAGAAAUCUUAUAAAUGUAAAGAAUGUGGCAAAUCCUUUUCCCAGGGCUCACAUCUUCAAGCCCACCACAGAAUACACAGUAGAAACAAACCUUGCAAGUGUAAGGAAUGUGGCAAGGCUUUUGCAGAGGGUUCAACUCUUAAAACCCACCACAGAAUCCAUACUGGAGAGAAACCCUACAAAUGUAAAGAAUGUGGCAAGUCUUUUACCGAGGGCUCAACUCUUAAAGCCCACCACAGAAUCCACACUGGAGAGAAACCUUACAAAUGUAAAGAAUGUGGCAAAUCUUUUACCAUGGCCUCAGCUCUUAAAAUUCAUCACAGAAUCCAUACUGGUGAGAAACCUUACAAAUGCACAGAUUGUGGCAAGUCAUUUACCCAGCACUCACAUCUUCAAAGACACUGCAGAAUCCAUACAGGAGAGAAACCUUAAAAAUGCAAAGAAUGUGGCAAGUCUUUUGCUGAGGGCUCAUCUCUUCAAAAACAUCACAGAAUCCAUUCAUAAGAGAACCUUUACAGAUGUAAA